GAAAGGAGGAUCGAAGGGGGCCCGGCGAGACAAAAUACCCUUCACCUAUGGCUGUUUAGAGCAGAUCGGGCACAUUUGGGAUUGUAGAAGGGACAUCGUUUUCAAAUAAGCAGAGGUCGCCCCGGGUUUUGUGCACAUUUGUGGGCGCCCGACCAUGGAGAGGCCAAGGUGGUCCCCAAUGUGGAAAACGAAAAGGUGGCUUUUGGAUUCCACUGUUUUCAAAUGCAUCACAGUUUCCCUCGUCCUGGUUCUGCAAGCUCCAAAUGUCAGAGCAGCAGAACCUGUGGAUGUCCUAAAAGUAUUAGAAUUUCCCACUGUCCCAGAAGGACUACAGAAAACUUCAGGAUUUUGCACAAACCGAAGAGCAUCACAGCCGGACACGGCCUACAAAAUAGGCAAGAAUGCUCAGAUCAGUGCCCCAACCAAGCAGCUUUUCCCAGAUGGUGUGUUCCCUGAAGACUUUUCCAUCCUAACCACCAUCAAGCCCAAAGCUGGAAUCCAGUCCUUCCUUUUGUCCAUCUACAAUGAGAAAGGCGUCCAGCAACUAGGCGUGGAGGUGGGCCGCUCACCUGUCUUCCUGUAUGAGGAUCAGACAGGCAAGCCUGCCCCCGAGGAUUACCCGCUGUUCCGCUCCCUCAACCUGGCCGACGGAAAGUGGCAUCGUGUAGGCAUCAGUGUUGAGAAGAAGACCGUGACCAUCAUUGUCGACUGCAAGAAGAAGCUCACAAAGCCCUUGGGCAGGAGUGACCAUGCUGGAAUUGACACCAAUGGUAUAACUGUUUUUGGAACCAGGAUCCUGGAUGAGGAAGCGUUUGAGGGUGACAUCCAGCAACUGCUGAUUGUGGCCGACCCUAAAGCAGCUUACGACUACUGUGAACACUACAGCCCAGACUGUGACGUCCCCCACAAGGACACACUGCAAGCACAGGAGCCCGGAGAGGAGUACACAACUGCUGUUGAUUACGGUGAUUUAUAUGAUUAUUAUGAGGGAGCGACCCCCACAGCGACAGAUGAAUAUUCUGAGCCGCAGCCUAACAAUGUAGAUGGGGAGUACUAUACAGACAGUGAACUUGACUACGGAACAGUAGAUGCUUCCAAAACUCAGUCUCCUGUCGCAACCACUGGACCAAACCAGGCUGUGGAAGAGGAAGUUUUCAGUGACUAUGUCACUGAGACGGCCCAGGCUGGUCUGGAUCUGACUGCUGCCCCAGAAGCCGCGCUGCCCAGCGGCACCGCCGACCCCAUCGGAGUGGACGCGUAUGACUUUAAGGAGUAUGAUCUUAAGGAAUAUGAUGUGACUGGGGUUGACAAAAAUCAAUAUGAGUAUGGGGCAUACGAUGAGUUUGGCAAUGUGGCUCCAAAUCCUACGUCCAAUUACGAGGACAGUUUCGGGCCAGGGGUUGCCGCCGAAACCGACAUCGCUGAAACAGAAGUGACGUCGGACUUGGGUGGUGGUGCUGCUCUGGGUCAGAAGGGAGAAAAAGGAGAACCUGCAGUGAUUGAGCCGGGAAUGCUGAUUGAAGGACCUGCUGGACCACCUGGACCUGCUGGUCUUCCAGGCCCUCCAGGUUUACAUGGCCCCCCUGGUUCAGCUGGAGAUCCUGGUGACAGGGGUCCUUCCGGCCGUGCUGGUCUUCCUGGAGCGGAUGGCUUGCCAGGCCCCCCUGGUACUAUGCUGAUGCUGCCAUUCCGGUUUGGUGGUGAUGGGGAAAAGGGUCCAGUGGUGUCGGCUCAGGAGGCCCAGGCUCAGGCCAUUCUCUCUCAGGCCAGGCUCGCCAUGAGAGGUCCAUCAGGUCCAAUGGGUCUCACAGGACGAUCUGGCCCAGUGGGUCUUCCAGGAGCUUCUGGGCUGAAGGGAGAUAGUGGAGACCCUGGUCAUCAGGGUCCGAGGGGUAUCCAAGGCCCACCAGGGCAAAUGGGAAAAUCUGGCAAGAGAGGUCGUGCUGGAACCGACGGGGCCCGUGGAAUGCCUGGAGAAUCUGGAUCUAAGGGUGACAGAGGUUUUGAUGGGCUUCCAGGUCUGCCUGGUGAGAAGGGACACAGGGGUGAGAACGGUCCUCCUGGUCCCUCUGGACCUCUCGGAGAGGACGGACCAAGGGGAGAAGAUGGAGAGAUUGGACCAAGAGGACUUGCUGGUGAGAGUGGGCCACGAGGUCUGCUCGGCCCUAGAGGCCCUCCUGGACCUCCUGGACAACCUGGCAUUGCUGGUGUUGAUGGCCCACAUGGUCCCAAAGGAAACAUGGGACCUCAGGGAGAGCCGGGCCCUCCUGGUCAACAGGGAAUCCCAGGAGCACAGGGUCUUCCAGGUCCACAGGGCCCCAUCGGACCGCCUGGAGAAAAAGGCCAGUCCGGUCCCCAGGGCCCCAUCGGCUAUCCUGGCCCUCGCGGUGUGAAGGGUGCUGAUGGCGUUCGUGGACUGAAGGGAGGCAAAGGAGAGAAGGGCGAGGAUGGUUUCCCGGGUUUCAAGGGAGACAUGGGUCUCAAAGGCGACAGGGGUGAGCUUGGAUUGGCCGGACCCAGAGGUGAGGAUGGACCAGAGGGUCCGAAGGGUCGUGCAGGUCCUAAUGGUGAAUCUGGAGCCCUGGGACCUGCUGGAGAAAAGGGCAAACUUGGUGUUCCGGGAUUACCCGGCUAUCCAGGACGUCAAGGACCAAAGGGUUCGACCGGUUUCCCCGGAUUCCCAGGAGCCAAUGGAGAGAAAGGAGGCAGGGGAGUUGCAGGGAAACCCGGUCCAAGGGGUCAAAGAGGUCCGACGGGCCCCCGUGGUGCACGCGGUGCCAGAGGUCCAACAGGAAAGUCAGGCCCUAAGGGCACAGCGGGCAACGACGGUCCACCUGGCCCACCCGGCGAGAGAGGACCUCAAGGGCCUCAGGGUCCCGUUGGUUUUUCAGGACCAAAGGGCCCUCCUGGACCACCUGGAAAGGAUGGGCUGCCCGGUCACCCUGGCCAACGGGGAGAGACUGGUUUCCAAGGCAAAACUGGCCCACCAGGACCUGGAGGUGUUGUUGGACCACAGGGUCCAACAGGAGAAACCGGCCCUAUUGGUGAGAGAGGACAUCCUGGACCCCCUGGACCCCCCGGAGAGCAAGGUCUUCCAGGUGCUGGUGGAAAAGAAGGUGCAAAGGGAGAUCCAGGUCCUCCGGGCAGUCCAGGAAAAGACGGUCCUCCGGGACUGAGAGGGUUCCCAGGAGAGAGAGGUCUUCCUGGAGUGACGGGUUCACCUGGUUUGAAAGGAGCCGAGGGCCCUCAGGGCCCCCCUGGUCCUGUUGGUUCCCCUGGUGAGAGAGGAGCAGCAGGACCUGCUGGCCCCAUUGGCCUGUCCGGACGUACUGGACCUCAGGGACCCCCGGGACCAGCUGGAGAGAAGGGUGCACCGGGAGAGAGAGGUCCUCCAGGUCCAGCCGGUCGGGAUGGAGUACAAGGUCCAGUUGGUCUGCCAGGUCCAGCAGGACCUCAGGGUCCACCUGGAGAAGAUGGUGACAAGGGAGAAGUGGGAGAACCAGGCCAGAAAGGAAGCAAAGCUGACAAAGGCGAACAGGGUCCACCAGGUCCACCUGGUCUUCAGGGAACUAUUGGAGCUCCUGGACCUGCUGGAGGUGAUGGUGAACCAGGUCCUCGUGGACAGCAGGGUAUGUUUGGACAGAAGGGAGAUGAAGGAUCCCGAGGCUUCACUGGACCUCCUGGUCCCAUCGGUCUGCAGGGUCUUCCUGGACCAUCUGGUGAGAAAGGAGAAAAUGGAGACGUUGGUCCUAUGGGUCCCCCUGGCCCACCUGGUCCCAGAGGUCCUCAAGGUCCUGCCGGUGCUGACGGUCCACAAGGUCCUCCUGGUGGAAUAGGAGGAAUGGGAUCUGUAGGUGAGAAGGGUGAGCAAGGAGAAGCUGGAAACCCUGGACCUCCUGGCGAGCCUGGACCUGGGGGCCCAAAAGGUGAGAGAGGAGAGAAAGGUGAAGCUGGUCCCUCUGGUGCUGCUGGACCUGCAGGUCCCAAAGGACCCCCUGGAGAUGAUGGACCCAAGGGUAAUCCUGGCCCUGUUGGUUUUCCUGGAGACCCAGGUCCACCUGGUGAGCCAGGUGUUGCUGGAAUAGAUGGAGGCCCAGGAGAAAAAGGAGAGGAUGGAGAGUCUGGUCAACCUGGACCUCCUGGUCCCUCUGGAGAAGCUGGCCCACCAGGACCUCCUGGCAAAAGAGGACCCCCGGGGGCUCUUGGAGCUGAAGGCAGACAAGGAGAGAAGGGCGCCAAGGGUGAGGCAGGAGCUGAAGGUCCACCAGGUAAAACUGGGCCAGUUGGCCCUCAGGGCCCUCCUGGAAAGCCUGGUCCUGAAGGUCUACGAGGAAUCCCUGGUCCUGUGGGUGAACAAGGACUUCCUGGUGCUCCUGGACAAGACGGCCCACCUGGACCAAUGGGACCUCCUGGUCUCCCAGGCCUGAAAGGAGACCCCGGCUCUAAGGGUGAGAAGGGUCACCCCGGUCUUAUCGGUCUCAUCGGACCCCCCGGCGAGCAGGGAGAGAAGGGAGAUCGGGGUUUGCCUGGUCCUCAGGGCACUGCUGGCAGCAAGGGUGAUUCGGGUAUCAGUGGUGCUUCUGGUCCGUUUGGUCCACCUGGUCCUCCUGGAUUGCCUGGUCCACAAGGGCCAAAGGGAUCCAAGGGUUCGACUGGUACUGCUGGUCAAAAGGGAGACACUGGCUCAUCUGGACCUCCUGGUCCUCCUGGGCCUCCUGGUGAGAUCAUCCAGCCUCUGCCUAUCCAGAUGCCCAAGAAGUCCCGUCGCUCCAUCGACAUGCAAGCGGACGAGGCCGGCACCAUGCUGGACUACGGAGAGGGCAUGGAAGAUAUCUUCAGCUCCUUGAAUAACCUCAAACAGGACAUCGAGCGCAUGAAGUACCCCAUGGGCACGCAAAACAACCCCACACGAAGCUGUAAAGACCUACAGCUCGCUCACCCAGAAUUCCCAGAUGGUGAAUACUACAUCGAUCCCAACCAGGGAUGCUCCGGGGACUCCUUCAAAGUGUACUGCAACUUCACAGCGGGAGGCGAGACCUGCAUCUUCCCUGAUAAAAAGUCAAAUGGAGUGAGAAUAUCUUCAUGGCCCAAAGAGGUUCCUGGCUCCUGGUUCAGUGAAUUUAAGCGUGGCAAAAUACUUUCAUACGUUGACGCAGAAGGCAACUCGAUAAACAUGGUCCAGAUGACCUUCCUCAAACUACUGACAGCCUCCGCCAGGCAAAACCUGACCUACAACUGCCACCAGUCUGUCGCCUGGCACGACGCCACUACGGACAGCUACGAUAGGGCACUACGCUUCCUCGGCUCCAAUGAUGAGGAGAUGUCAUAUGACAACAACCCCUUCAUCAAGGCCCUGUCAGACGGCUGUGCGAUGAGGAAGGGCUACGGAAAGACGGUACUGGAGAUUAACACUCCCAAGAUCGAUCAGGUUCCGAUCAUCGAUGUGAUGUUCACUGACUUUGGGGAUCCUAACCAGAAAUUUGGAUUCGAAGUUGGUCCAGUCUGCUUCCUUGGCUAAAAAACACAGACAAAGAAAAAAAUACCAAUAACUUGGCAGGGUAGGACGGGUUAGCGCAUGAGUCAAGACUUUUUUUCUUGAUCUCAUCAAACCAUCAAGCCCCUGUUCCUGCCACAUGCAAGUUUUGAAUAAAAAAAAUGGGGUAGCGAACACGUCUUACCUUGUAUGUAUGUAUUACCCAGGAAAAUACUUGUUGCCCUUGUAGGGCAAGGAUCACAUGAAACCUGCUAUGGAAUGAAAAGGUGAAGGACAACGUCAAGCCAAGGCAAUCGGUGAACCUGGGAGGUCCACGAGACGGAGAAAGGGAGGACCUCUCAUCCGGAGUCUAUCGGUGCAGCGCAAAAAAGAAAAAAUAAAUUAAAAGAAAAAAAGAUGACAACAAUGGUGCUUGUUCAAAAUACA
Molecule: messenger RNA, 5920 nt
Organism: Sinocyclocheilus grahami
Lineage: Eukaryota; Metazoa; Chordata; Actinopteri; Cypriniformes; Cyprinidae
Product: collagen alpha-1(XI) chain
Exons: 65
Coding region: 155-5518 (1787 amino acids)
Molecular function (GO): extracellular matrix structural constituent
Source: RefSeq, a predicted model, not a curated record